UGAUUCUGUCACAUGAUUCUUAUCAUGUGAUACUUAUAAUUUCAAAAUGGCAGCGCCUACAGUUUGUUUAACGGUGUCACUUUUACUUGCCAUCAUCUCAGGAGCGGACGCUGUGUACACGAGUGCCAGUGUGUAUUGUGAAGACCAGAAAUGUAGCUACAAGCUGAACGUUCUGGAUGUGGAGGGAGCUACUGCCUAUGGCGUGUACAACGACACCCUCUCAGAGACGGGAUGGGGAAUCCUCAACAUCACGGCCGGCCGGGGCAGUAAACAACCUGACAACAACCAGCUCAUGUUUGCUGCGGGGUACCUAGAAGGGCUACUUACUCAGAAGAGAAUCUACCAACAUUACCUCAACUUGAAUGACUAUUUCCAAGGGAAGUUUAAUAAUGACAAAAAGUGGAAGGAUGCUGUGAAGGCUUUCUUUCUAGAACAGGAUGUGUUCAUGCGGACAAUGAUAAAAAACAACGCCCCGGGUAGCCCCUACUGGCGGCAUAUGGCCUACAUCGUGGCCCAGUAUGACGGACUGGUGGCUGGAUACGGGACUGUUGCACCCGCUGAAAUGAAGUUACCAAUCUAUGCGUUUCAAAUGCUGAACGGUAAUGGUGACCUACUGGACAUGAUUAGCGCUGUGAGGCCCGACCUGGUGCCGGACUUCUUUAAUAUGACCCGAGACGAGGCCCUAGCAUAUGUUGCACAAAACGGCCGGUGUUCAGCAUUGGUCAAGGUGCUUGGGAUGUACGAGGACGUGUUCAUGUCCCACUCCAGCUGGUUCAUGUACCAGGCGACUAUGCGCAUCUUCAAGCACUACGACCUGAAUGUGAUGGACCCCGACACCACCGCCCAGCGACUCUCAUUCUCCAGCUAUCCAGGUUUUCUCGAGUCCCUGGACGACUUCUACCUGUUGUCGAGCGGGCUGGUGGUGCUGCAGACGACAAACAACGUGUUUAACACAAGUCUGUACCGUCAAGUGACGCCUCGCUCCCUCCUCGCAUGGCACCGCGUCCGCCUCGCUUCCAUGAUGGCGAAAUCAGGCAAGGACUGGGCAGCCAUCUUCUCCGAAAACAACUCCGGGACAUAUAACAACCAAUACAUGGUAGUGGAUCUGAAGCGGAUAAAGCUGCAGAGUACGCUGGAGGACGGAGCGCUCUGGGUCGUGGAGCAGAUUCCGGGGCUCGUGGAGGCCGCCGACACCACGCCCAUUCUGCGUACAGGCUACUGGCCAUCAUAUAACGUUCCCUUCUUCGAGCGGGUAUACAAUCUGAGUGGGUACCCGGAGUUCGCACGCAAACACGGCACGGACUUCACCUACCAGCUGGCUCCCCGGGCCAAGAUCUUCCGGAGGGACCAGGGUACCGUCAAAGACAUGAAAACAAUGAAGAACAUCAUGCGAUACAAUGAUUACAAAGAAGACCCCUAUUCCGAAGGUGACUCGUGCAACGCCAUAUGCUGCCGUGGAGACCUGAGGCAGACCUCAUCAGGACCGUUUGGUUGCUACGAUACAAAGGUGUCAAACUACGCCAUGGCGAUGAACAUGCAGGCAGAUAUUAUCAACGGACCAACCCUUGGCUCCGGUCUGCCACCGUUCGUGUGGACGACCUUCUACAACCAGAGCCAUGUGGGACUUCCGGAUGUGUACGACUUCCCGUUCAGCUCAACCCAGCCCCUCCCUUCCCCAUUGAAGGUGUAGGGUCGAGACGGCUGUAUAAACGUCGAGGCUUACCGAUUGUAUUCCUUUUGUGUUGAAAUAUGCAUGUGUGUGUUUAAUAAUGAUGGGGGACGAAAUUUCCAGCCAUUGUGGUCAUUGACUUUGAGAUUAUAACGAAUAAUAUGUGUGAGAGUAUUUUUCUAAAGUAUAUUUGGUAUUUUUACACUUACAACACGGUUUUGUGUUCGAUGGGGGUCGUUAAUUCGAUUAAGUCUUCAUGCUAAAAGCGUAAGGCUAAAUUUUACCAACACCACUUAUUACUGCAAACCCAUAAUGAGUAGUUGUAGAAGAUUCUGUGAUAGACUACUGCUUGUAUUAAUAAAUGAGGUUGAUAUUGACAUGUAUCUCAACAUACAUUUUUAUUUAUAAAACUUAUGUCAAGAUUUUUAUUUAUAACAUUUUUUGUCAAGCUUUUUAAAAAAUUUAUAUUUUGAAGGACUUAGUUCAGUUGUACUUUCCGGUGAUAUUGUGAUUAUAUUGUUCAUUGGAGUUGUCAGAAAAAAAGUGGUUAUUUUCGUAAUAAAAACAAGGAAGUUA
Molecule: messenger RNA, 2245 nt
Organism: Mya arenaria
Lineage: Eukaryota; Metazoa; Mollusca; Bivalvia; Myida; Myidae
Product: phospholipase B-like 1
Exons: 10
Coding region: 47-1690 (547 amino acids)
Biological process (GO): phospholipid catabolic process
Cellular component (GO): extracellular region
Molecular function (GO): glycerophospholipase activity
Source: RefSeq, a predicted model, not a curated record